AAUCUCAAUCUGUUUGUUUAUUUUACUACUUGCAGCAGGUGAAGUAAUCCUGGAUAUGGAAAUAUCAGUUUUAACCCAUUUUGUUGUAAAUUUGGCUAAAACCACACAUGCAAUCUUGUUUAUAUGUUCGCUCAAAGCUAAAUUAUUCCUAGAUUUCGACGAAUCGACUCUAGCAUUGAUGGAAAGAAAUCAAUUUGUGAGUGUCGUACAUUUCAAUCAAUCUUAUUCGCUUUCAUCUUUAUUGACAAGAGAAAACCAUGCUCGAACUUCUAUUUUGGUGAAUGCCAGAUGUACUGGAACAUCUGAACUCCUUUUCGAAGCCUCUGAAAAUAGGUACUUUAACAAAACAUAUCAAUGGUUCUUCUGGGGAGUUGACAUAGAUGUUGAAACUUUAUUUCCUUAUAAACUGAAAUAUGUUGGUCCAAACGCUCAGAUAACAUAUGUAAAUAAAACCGACAACGGGUACGCAUAUUGGGACAUUCAUUCCAAGGGACGACAUUUGAAAUCGCGGUUGGAAAUUAAUUUGAUAGCAACACUAACAAAUGAUACAUUGAAUAUAGCUUGCGACAUUUUUCGUUUGCAAAGUAUUGAUUUUCGCGGACAGUUUAAUGGAAUUACCCUAAGAGGAGCGAGUGUUAUCGAUAAAGAGGAUAUCAUUUCAAAUGAACAAAUUGAAUCUAUUCUGUCGCGACCCACAAAGGAUGCUGGAGUGGCAGCUUUUAUAAAGUAUCACUACGAACUUUUGGGACUUUUAAGGGACCGUUUCAACUUCACCGUUAACUUUCGGAAUUCUAGGGGAUGGGCUGGACGGUUGGGGAAUAGUACCUUUCGGCUUGGUCUAUUGGGAAUAAUUAUGCGAAACGAGGCAGAUAUUGCCGCAUCCGGAGCGUUCAAUCGAAUCAACCGUUUCGCAGAGUUUGAUAUAAUUCAUCAAAGCUGGAAAUUUGAAACUGCAUUUUUAUACCGCUAUACUGCAGACUUAGAUACUCAUGGAAAAAGUGGAAACUUUCUAUCGCCAUUCAGCGACAGAGUAUGGUCCUUUUCCCUAUUAACCCUUGCUGCUUUCAGCAUAAUUUGGAUCCUAUUUGAAAUUAUAGACAGCAAGUUUUUACACAGAGGGAAUAACUCCCAAAAACAAGAAGGUUCAAGUCAGAAAAUUGAAGAUGAACUUAAUGCUAAGAAAGGUAAACCUUGCAUUAAAACGACUUGCAUCGAACGGAUUCUGCAGACAUUUGGAGCCUGUUGUCAACAGGGAUUGGAUCCGAAUCCACAAGAUCGUUCAGUGCGUUUUCUCGUAAUGACAUUAUUUCUGUUCUCUCUUGUAAUGUACAACUAUUAUACGUCCUCUGUGGUGGGAGGAUUGCUCAGCUCUUCAGAUCAAGGACCAGCUACUGUUGAUGAAAUUACUGAUAGUCCUUUAAAGAUAUCAUUUGAAGACAUUGGAUACUACAAAGUUUUAUUUCGAGAAAGUCAAAAUCGAUCGAUUACAAGGCUAAUUGAGAAGAAACUGUCUUCUUUGAGAAGUACAAAUGAAUUACCAAUUUUCAGUCAUAUUGAGGAAGCUGUUCCAUAUCUUAAAAACGGCGGAUUCGCGUUUCACUGUGAAGUAGUUGACGCUUACCCGGUGAUUGCAGAAUAUUUUGAUGCUAAUGAGAUCUGUGAUCUGCGAGAAGUCUCUGGUCUCAUGGAAGUGGAAAUAAUGAAUUGGAUUUUACAUAAAAACAGUCAGUAUACGGAAAUAUUUCGAACAGCAAUGUGCAAUGCUCAGGAAAAAGGAUUUGUGGAACGCAUCCUUCGACGGCGACAAAUCAAAAAGCCAGCAUGUCAAUCAUUAUACACUGUUUAUCCUGUAAGCCUAGCAGGUGUUCUACCAGCAUUUGUUACCUUGAUCUGUGGGAUCCUGUUUUCCCUGCUGCUUUUGGGUAUGGAGAAAUUGUAUGCGUAUCUUGGCUUGGAAAAAUUAUGGCGCUUUUAAAUUUAACAAUAUUUAUUUAUAUAUUACGAUAUUAUAAAAAAAUACUUAAAAAGUAUUCCAUUAUCAUAUGGCAAUGUUGUUUCAUUCCACGCAUUUCAAUAAUUUCCAUAAUUCGUAAAAUAAAUAAAAUGCUUACUCCAAAUGCAA
This is a messenger RNA of Drosophila suzukii, 2122 nucleotides long. Lineage: Eukaryota; Metazoa; Arthropoda; Insecta; Diptera; Drosophilidae. The record is from RefSeq and is a predicted model, not a curated record.